This is a messenger RNA of Cryptococcus wingfieldii CBS 7118, 2238 nucleotides long. RefSeq lists its product as hypothetical. The transcript is spliced from 5 exons. The coding region runs from base 1 to 2238 and encodes 745 amino acids. NCBI's taxonomy places the organism in Eukaryota, Fungi, Basidiomycota, Tremellomycetes, Tremellales, Cryptococcaceae. The record is from RefSeq and is a predicted model, not a curated record.
AUGGCCCUCAGCAACCGUCAGUAUACCAACGACCCAGAAUACGUGAAGGAGGUCGUAAGAAACUACAUAAACGUCAAGCAGAGCCAUGGAAGACAGUCAUGGGAGAUCAGUCAGAAAUUGGAGCUCAUUGAACGGGAUUUCUCACAACACGGCAUGUCGUUCGUACAGGCUAGGCGAGAGAUGGGUCUGCCACCAUCUCGAGUCAUCCGAGUCCUCGGUACAAACAACAGUACUUCCAAUAACUCCCUGUACCGUGCUCAAACCACCUCAGGUGCCAGCACCGUAUCUCAUCGCCCCAGUACUGCCAGCACUAGCAGUCGGCCGGCGGCUCCGAAUCACAAUCGCCGCACGUCUGCCCCCGUGGUGCAAAGACCUCAGGAAAGAGACGCAGAAGCAGGAGAAGAUGCGCCGCCCCCUCCUUACGCGAGCCAAGAUCCCGAUCCGGAGGCUACGCGGCUCUUGCAGGUACGUCUGGCAGCAGAAUCGGUCAACAACCCAGCGGUCACUGCUGCCGUAGCCACCCCUCAUACCCCUCAGAAUUCUACACCUGCAGCUUCUUCCCCAGCUCCUUCGACACCCAUGAGCCCACCCGCACAGCCGAUUGCGUCUACACAAAACGCAGAAUCUUCUCAGGCUCAGGCUUCCCAGUUGCCUAGGCCGCCAUCAGACCCAGAAAUGGCCAGAAUCUGGGAAGAAUCGCAGUUUGAAGAAGCCAAGAGAAUGAGUCUACAAGCUCAGAGUGAGCAAGAGCAGCUGGAUGAAGCUAUGAGAUUGAGCGUGGCGGAAGCCGAAUCAAGAGCCUACAAUGGCUCUUCGGAAGCAGGACCAAGUCACUUGCCUGUGGUGACCGAAUAUGAGCCAUAUCAGCCUCCGGUACAGCAUAACGGUGGGUAUGAGACAGGGCUCAAUUCCGAUCUUGAGGGUCUCAACAUCGGGGGAUCUGAGGGGUCAUAUGCGCCCCCCGCUGGCGCACCAGCAGGAAACAACCGGUUCAGCUCAAUCAUGGAUCACGAUGACAACCCUAGCGGUUUCUCGCAACAGCCUCUCACCCCAUCAAAGACUGGGCCUACCAUGCAGAGCAAAAAUCCUUUCCUGGCUCCGUCUGAACAAGAGACCCAUGAGGCCGGUAGCCCGCAAUCAUCUCCAUAUGGCUAUACACAACAGCAACCGGAGGAGCCUGCGGGGUCUAGCCACACGACUUAUACACCACCUGCGUACGCCCCACCUCCGGGGGCCCCUCCACCCCAUCUCGUCAUUCUCAGCUCUACUCCUUCUCGGCAAGUGUCGAAUCAGAAUAUCUAUCAGUCGCCCAUCCAGAACUCCCCUUCAUCUCGUCCCCUCCCACCAACACCCGACGUCGCGCCCCCGUGCUAUCCUUCCCCUCGAACGGCUGCCGCCGCACCACCCUCCGAACACCCAUCCCUGACUUCAUCCCUCUAUGGCGCUCGGGCCACCGACUUUGAUGCGGCAGGUAGCAGCUUGAGCGGCGGUGUACCUCGACCUGGAGGUAUCUCUACUGGAGCUGGACAGACGCCCGACAGGAGACGUACAUCCUAUGUCCCUCCCAGGAACGGAGAAGAUCCUCUAGAGAUGUUGAGAGAAUUCGACACUGUCUUCCUUGUGGAUGACAGCUCGUCAAUGGCUGGGCCAUUGUGGAGAGAGGCGAGAGCUGCCAUCAUGGAGGUUGCAGAGAUUGCGUCUCGUUACGAUGAGGACGGUAUCGAUAUCCACUUCUUGAACAGCAAGCGAGUCGGUAGAGAGCUCAAAGGGAGGGACGAUGUUGAGGAGUUGUUUGAGGGGCUCAAGCCCCGUGGUGUGACCCCUACUGGUAUGAGGCUUGAAGCCAUCCUGAGGGACUACAUGACUCGACUGGAGCGCGCUUCGACCUUGUCUCCCUCCAUUGGAUCAUCAUCGGAAGAACAUGUGAAACCUCUGAACGUGGUCGUUGUCACGGACGGCGCCCCGACCGAUGAUCCCGAGUCAGUCAUCGUCGCAGUGGCUCGCCGUCUUGAUCGAGGUGAAUACCCCUUGUCACAAGUCGGCAUUCAAUUUCUCCAGAUUGGCGACGAUGUGGGCGCUACCAUGGCUCUUCAGCAGCUUGAUGAUGAGCUCAGUGAGACACAUCAAAUCAGGGAUAUCGUCGAUACUGUGCCAGACUCUGGGCAAGAGAUGACUGCGCAGUUUAUCAUCAAGACGUUGCUGGGUGGUAUCAAUAGGAGGCUGGACAGAAGGGGGUGA